GGCGCGUUGCGCUGUCGAGGCCUUGCCCACCGAGACAGGGUCCCGGAUACGACGUCGUUGCGCACCCUCAACCUCGGCAUAUGGCAGACUCAUUGGAGAUGAGACGCCCUCCUACCACGGGCCUACGACGAGUAGACUGGGUCAGGGAAACACGUAAACAGAGCCAAACUCUAAGCAUAAGCCCAUUGUAGCGGCGACAGUCGGCAUCUCGGGUACACCGGAGCCAACAGAUCCGCACCUUCCCGUUCUUACCACAGGAAACACGUCCACACCACUAUAAGACGGUGCUGGCACAGCUUCUUCACGCCAUACCCACAUACCCGUUACAAAGCAUCAUCAUGGGUUUUAAUCCUGCGACCGACAUUGGCAGUCUGGAAGGCAAAGUCAUCUUGGUGACUGGUGGCAAUGCUGGCCUAGGCAAACAAACAAUCGCAUAUCUCGCCGCCCACAACCCCGCACGCAUCUACCUCGCCGCCCGCAGCGAGUCCAAAGCCCGCGAUGCCAUUGCCUCGAUCAAAUCCUCAGUGCCCAAUGCCUGCAACAUUGAGUACCUCUCCCUCGACCUGACAUCCUUCGCGUCCAUCGCCGAAGCAGCCUCUACAUUCAAGAGCCGCGAGUCGCGUCUCGACAUCCUGAUCAACAACGCGGGUAUCAUGGCGACGCCGUACAGCACGACGAAAGAGGGCUACGAGAUCCAGUUUGGCACAAACCACAUGGGCCACGCGCUGCUCACCAAGCUGCUGCUCCCCACCAUGCUCGAGACGGCCAAGCUGCCAGGCGCCGACGUGCGCAUCAUCAGCCUGAGCAGCGCCGGACACGCUAUGCAUGUUUCCCAAGGCAUUAUCUUCGACCAGGCUGCGCUCGAAAAGCAGAACACGGUGUUCCGCUAUGGCUCGUCGAAGCUCGCGAACUUGAUCUAUGCCAAGUCCCUCGCUGAACACUACCCACAGAUCACGUCUGUGUCGCUGCAUCCCGGCGUGAUUAUAACGGAUCUGUUCAACACGCUGCGCACCAACUUCUUUUUGAAGGUUGGACUGUGGGUGUUCAUGUUCAUAGGGUUGGUUCUGCCGGAUCACUUUAGAGGGCCGGAGGGCGGAGCGCUGAAUACUACGUGGUGUGCGACGGUGCCUAAGGAGAAGCUAGAGAACGGGGCGUAUUAUAUACCGGUUGGUAAGAAGAGUGGUGGUAGCAAGUAUGCGAGAGAUGAGGGGCUGAGGAAGAAGUUGUGGGAGUAUACAGAGGAGGAGCUGGCGAAGCAUGGGUAUUGAAAGAGUGAGAUGUACAAGUACCUAGUCAUCGCAAUGGUUUGUGGUAGUCGGCAUGGAUGAUUGCCGGGUAGACUUGAACAAAUGCAAUUCUGUAUUUAUGCCAAC
Bipolaris maydis ATCC 48331 is the source of this 1373-nucleotide messenger RNA. RefSeq lists its product as uncharacterized. Lineage: Eukaryota; Fungi; Ascomycota; Dothideomycetes; Pleosporales; Pleosporaceae. The record is from RefSeq and is a predicted model, not a curated record.